Messenger RNA from Macadamia integrifolia, 2015 nucleotides. RefSeq names its product growth-regulating factor 4-like. Gene Ontology annotation, cellular component: nucleus. The transcript has 4 exons. The record is from RefSeq and is a predicted model, not a curated record. Gene Ontology annotation, biological process: developmental process; regulation of DNA-templated transcription; DNA-templated transcription. Gene Ontology annotation, molecular function: ATP binding. Lineage: Eukaryota; Viridiplantae; Streptophyta; Magnoliopsida; Proteales; Proteaceae. The coding region runs from base 302 to 1783 and encodes 493 amino acids.
CAUUAUCUGUUACCUUUGUUUCUUCUCUACCCCUGGAGGGUAGAGUGGCUGAGCCUUUUGCAAGUCUUAAAAAGCAGUUUUAGGUUCCAGAACUCUUCUCUCUCUGCAAUUAUACCUAACAUAAUGUUUUCUCUGGGGUCUUGGUUCAUGGGGGAACUCGCUUCCUGUUCGGGAAAAGUGAUUUUAUGAUAAUGAAAUCGAUACCAGUAAUAGUUUUAUCACAGACAGGGCAAUCGUGGUGAGGGGUAGUCAUCUGUCUGCCUUAAACACACUGCAACGUACUGAAUCCUUGCCGUAUAAAAUGAUGAGAAUGCAUCAUAAUCGUCCACUUCCUUCGUCUGGAAGGCCUCAUGAUAAGAAUGGUUAUGAUAAUGGAGAUGUUGUUGGUGCUGCUGGACCUACUUUUCAUGACAGAAGUUACAGGGAGGAGGAGGAAGAAGGUGGUGGAGGUGGUCAUGGUGGGGUUUCAGCGGCAAAGACUCCGCAGCCUUUAAGCACUACCGCCUUCGAAUCCCCAGCAGGAAUGAUGGUGGCUUCUAUGAGUUUCCCUUUUACAUCAGCUCAGUGGCAGGAGCUGGAGCGACAGGCUUUGAUCUACAAGUACAUGGUAGCAUCUGCCCCUGUUCCUCCUGAUCUCCUCACGCCUAUUUGCAGGCAUUUCUCAGACACUGCUGCGGCUGCUCCCCACUCUACCUUUGCUCGGAGUUCUUGUUUCAAUCUACGAUUCUCGAGCGGCAUCGAUCCUGAGCCGGGAAGGUGCCGCCGAACGGAUGGGAAGAAAUGGCGGUGCUCGAGAGAUGCGGCGCCUGAUCAGAAAUACUGUGAGCGACACAUGCACAGAGGCCGCCCCCGUUCAAGAAAGCCUGUGGAAGUACAUCUACGAGCCGAUAUUAACAAUAUCGACGGCAACAACAAGCGCUUGGCUCCAAUAAAACCACCAGAGACGGCGUCCCCAUGCCUCUCCAACAUUUCGUCCAAUAAUACCACUAGCAAUCAUCAGCUAUCUGGGCUUCUCUGCCGCUCAGAUUUCAAGGCCUCCCCUUUCGAUAACAUGUUUCCUCUUGCAUCAUAUAAGGAACUCAGGGGUGUGGACUGGAUGAUGAAAGGGGAAACGGUUCCUAUUGCUUCCUCGAAUCAACAAUGGCCGCAACUAAUUUACCCGAAAGCAAAUGCCUCUGCUUUCCGACAGCCUUACGAAGGAGAGUCGAGUUUGAACUCUUUUUCGAAUUUUGGUGCUGGGGAACGAUCCGAAGCUCCCCAUCAGAACGAUCAGUGCUUCCACUUUCUGAACCCCGAAGUAACUUCCUUUGGUGAGCCUUCAAGUCUCGAGCAGCGGCGGACGCCCAGAGGGUUUAUAGACGCGUGGUCAAUCCCAGCAAGAUCAAAUACAGGGAGUAGGUCGUCAAUGUGUUUGGAUGGGGAGCUACCUCGGUCUGCACUUACAUUAUCGAUGCCCGGUGUCAACUUCUCCAACGAAGACAGUGAUCAGAUUCAAAUGGGUCUUGGGGUAAAUGCUUCCUCUUCGUGGAUACCUUCGCCACCUGGUGGACCGUUAGCUGAAGUGUUGCGACCUAGCGUCGCGCAAGGCUGCCGUGGCGGUGGCAGUGGCAAGAGCAGCUCAUGUGGAGGCGGGGGCCUCAAUUUCAUGUCCGUCGCAUGGGGUAAUAGCGUUGAUACCGCCUGCAGCCCAGGAACGACUGCAAAUUCAUCUCCAUCCGAAGUGCUGCAGCAGAACCUGGGUUCUGUCUCAGAUGGAAGCGGUAGCAGCAGCCCUGCCUUCUAGUAGCUGAACCAGGUUCAAUUACCAUCAUGCUUUAGCAUCGAGGGAACUUAAAUGUCUGGCUCUUUUUUUAAUCUCUUCUCAAUUCUUUUUCAGUUGGGACCUACAGUGGGGUUGUUCACCAUUUUUGAAUGGUUUUGUUUUUAUGGGUUAUUUUUCUUUUGCUUUCUUGUGCUAUACUGUCAUCCAUUAUUUGUGCAUCAAAAUUCUGAAAUGAAGAACUUUUACUCAGAAA